UGCCUGAAACGUUCCUGGUUAGAGACUUUCAGAAUCAGGAAUGGUAUCUUGGAGAUCACCAACCAACAAACUCAGAAGAGGUCAUCUGGACUGAACUUCAGCAGACCCUCUUCUCCACACCGAUGAAUGUUUGUCAUCAACUUCUACUUGUGCACCAUCACUUAGAUCACUUAGAUCGCUUAUCAAUUGGAAGUGUUAAGCUUUAGUCGUUGGAGUAAUUGGACUGGCUUUUAACAUUGGGACACAACAUGGCUGCCGCAGCAACUUCGCACUGGGAUAGUGACUGACCCAGGAUCUGAUCACAAGAUUUAUCAGAAAUCGGGGCCUUGUGUCUCAGAUGUUACUGAACUUGUCAUUAGCAUUGAUUUGGUAUAUCUAAAUCUGAUACAGAUCUAAUAGCAGCCACUGAGAUGAGCUCAUGUCUGUAGCCGCCCCGCGCCAGCGCUGUCGAGGCUGGCGGUCAUCUUCCUCGGCCAUGACCCGGCUGAUGUUGGGCCGGACCCUGGAGCGCAUCUGUAAGGGGGUCCUGCUGCUCUGCCUGCUCCACUUCCUCAUCAUGAUGAUACUCUACUUUGACGUCUACUCGCAGCGCUUCGACCUCUUCAGCCGCUUUAACAACGGCCGCAACGGAUCCAGGAAUAACGUCAGCGGGGCAGCAGGGAGCGGACACCAUUAUUACUAUUACAACCUUUCCAGGCCUAAUGCCACAUUAGCCAGCUACCUGGCCCCAGGGGAGCAGCUGGUGCCCACUGUGCAGCCUGAGACCAAUCAGACACCUUUGCCCAAACCUCUGCCGCCCUGCCCCGAGAUCCCCCCCGGCCUCG
Messenger RNA from Notothenia coriiceps (black rockcod), 824 nucleotides. RefSeq names its product beta-1,4-galactosyltransferase 2-like. The record is from RefSeq and is a predicted model, not a curated record. The annotation marks the transcript as partial. Lineage: Eukaryota; Metazoa; Chordata; Actinopteri; Perciformes; Nototheniidae. The transcript has 2 exons.